Molecule: messenger RNA, 579 nt
Organism: Sorex araneus (European shrew)
Lineage: Eukaryota; Metazoa; Chordata; Mammalia; Eulipotyphla; Soricidae
Gene: SPATA45
Product: spermatogenesis associated 45
Exons: 3
Coding region: 67-387 (106 amino acids)
Source: RefSeq, a predicted model, not a curated record
CUGAACUAGAGCUGACCGCUGUUCAUACUGCUGCUCCUGGCUGCUCCCUACGCUUCCCAUCUGAAAAUGGAAAGCCUUCAGCCCUGCAGGAUGGAGCAUAACAAAUGCACCUUUGUGAUCGUGGGGAAGCUGAAACAGGGCAAGUAUGAGCUUCUCCAGGAGUACAAUCAGAGGCGGGAAUCCAACUGCCUGGUGGAGCUGAGCAACCAAGUCAGCCUGCUACGGAUGCAGAAGCGCCACUUUCCCGGUGCCUACACAGCCGGCCGGCAGGAGAGAGCCAAGGAGCCUGUCCCGGGAGGCAGCAGAGACUCCUGGGCACAGAUGGGACCCCUCACGCACAAGGAGAAAAGGCACUUCACAGCCAAAAGCCAUGCCAUAUUUGGAUGACACUCACUCAGCUCCGGUGACACCCAGAUACAUGGGCUCCGAUCUGCCUUCACGCUCCGAGUUAUUUACAAGUAUUAAUCAUGAAAGAAGUGAUUGAUUGUUUGCUAAGUCACCAAGAAAACAUUUAAUGUCACAGAAAACAUUUUGUCUUUAUUUUUUCCAUGCUUAGCUAUUUUUAAGGUGUUAAGAUAA